Messenger RNA from Tricharina praecox, 1359 nucleotides. RefSeq names its product Formamidopyrimidine-DNA glycosylase N-terminal domain-containing protein. The transcript has 4 exons. Gene Ontology annotation, biological process: base-excision repair. Gene Ontology annotation, cellular component: nucleus. Gene Ontology annotation, molecular function: DNA N-glycosylase activity; DNA-(apurinic or apyrimidinic site) endonuclease activity; zinc ion binding. The record is from RefSeq and is a predicted model, not a curated record. Lineage: Eukaryota; Fungi; Ascomycota; Pezizomycetes; Pezizales; Pyronemataceae. The coding region runs from base 131 to 1309 and encodes 392 amino acids.
AUCGUUGCCAAGCUCCCGCGCUAACUCGACAAAGCUUCUAGCUCGGCAGAGAAGCUCAUCUGCAUAAAACGGAACACCAACAACACCUCGUGCAGCAAUACCAUUCGAAGUACCUAUUCACCUCAACAAUAUGCCCGAGAUUGGAGAAGUUGCCCGUAUUGUCGGUCGUUUGCGCACUCAUCUCGUCGGACGGACAAUCACUUCUGUUCAGGCCCAGCACGAUCCAAUCGUCUUCAAGGAUACCACCGAACAAAGGUUUGUGAGCGAGCUUGAGGGACAAACUGUUCAGGCGGCGAAGCAAUGGGGCAAAUAUUUUUGGCUUGUAAUGUCAAAACCCCCACAUGUAUUAAUGCAUUUGGGUAUGACGGGCUGGAUUCACAUCAAGGACGACCCUCUCUCGCACUAUCGCACAAAGACAGGAGAGCCGAGAUGGCCGCCGCGAUACCACAAGUUCAUCUUCAAACUCCAAGAUUCCACCAACGAGAUCGCAUUCGUCGAUGCGCGGCGGCUGGCUCGGAUACGGCUCAUUGAUCACGCCAAUGGCGAUCUACGUAACGUAUCGCCACUCAAGGAAAAUGGACCCGAUCCGGUGCAGGAACCCCCAACGCUGGAAUGGUUGAAGACGCAUCUUGCGGCGAGGAAGGUUCCAGUGAAAGCGUGGUUGCUGGAUCAGAGUGCGAUUGCGGGUAUUGGGAAUUGGGUUGCAGAUGAGAUCCUUUACCAAUCCCGCCUACAUCCCGAAAGCUAUACCCACAACCUCCAGGAGUCCGACGUGGCGGAUAUGCACAAAGCAUUGCUGUUCGUGACGAAGACGGCAGUGGAAACGGAUGCUGAUAGCUCCAAGUUUCCAAAGGAUUGGCUAAUGCUGCACCGCUGGGGCAAGGGGAAAAAGGGAGAGGAUGCCAACAAGCUACCCAACGGAGACCAGGUCGAGUUCCUCAAGGUUGGCGGUAGGACGAGCGCCUUUGUGAGGAAGUUGCAACGCAAGGUGGGGCCAGUCGCCAGUGAGGAUGGUGCUCCAAAGCGCCAGGCCAAGCGGAAGCGAGUAAAGCAAGAGGAGGAGGAAGAAAGUGGAGGGGGAGCCGUGAAGGAAGAAGUGGAGGAUGAGUCCGAGUUUGAGGUAAAGCCCAUGAAGAAAGGCCGUGUCAAGAAAACGGUGGAGGUGAGACCCAAUCCGAGGCAGACGAAGACCGAAGUCACCGAGGAACUACCCGACGGCCACGAGCCUACCGAGAUCAAAUCCGAAGUCGAAGGACCGCACGAAGGUCACCGACUACGGCCCCGGAGAAAAAAUCUUGCCGCACAAUAGCUUGUAUCACGCCCUUGAUUUGUAUGUAGCAAGCAUAGGUAUCUGCCCAG